AGUUGAAAGGUGACGCAAGCGUGCGUUCGACUCUGUCUUUAAAACCACCUCCACUCACUUCCUUCCCCACCUUUCACUUACCAAUAUCAUCAUCAUCCUUGUCUCUCCUUCCCUCUUUUUUGUAACUUUUAUUGUUCCCGCAUUUUCUCUGAUAUUAAUUUCAAAACGUAGAAAUCGAUGGGGAGAGGUGAAACCGAGACGUACAUUACUGUGCCUAGCUUCUUCAAGUGUCCGAUAUCUCUCGACGUGAUGAGAUCUCCCGUUAGUCUCUGCACCGGCGUCACUUACGACCGUGCGAGUAUCCAGCGCUGGCUCGACGGUGGCAACAACACUUGCCCCGCCACUAUGCAGAUUCUCCGAACUAAGGAGUUUAUUCCAAAUCUCACUCUUCAACGACUAAUUAAAGCCUGGUCAGAUUCCGUCGGCCGUUACGCCGCCGCCGCUUCUCCUCCUCCUCCUCCGGAUCCGACGAUGGAAGAAGUGAAUGAGUCGUUGAAGAGACUGAGCCUCGAGAAGGACGACGAGAUCCGUUUGGAGAUUCUCUCUAGAAUCGUUCGAUUCGUGAAGGGAUCAGCGUUUCUCUCAGUGAAAAAGGAUCUGGUACCAAUGCUCGUCGAUAUCAUCGCCGGAGGAUCACGCAAGAUCAAGCUAGUUCUUCUCGCGAUCAAGAUUUUGGAUAGCAUAACCAAAGGAGGGAGUGAGAAAGAUCGGAAACGGUUAUCGAAUCUGAUGUUAGCCAAUGGUGACGAUAAUUGCUUGAGGGCGAUACUCCGGGCCAUCCAGCGCGGGAAUCUCGAAUCGAAAAUCGAAUCCGUUAGGGUUUUGGAGGUUAUCUCCUCAUUAGACACACAGUCGAAGCUUAUGAUCGCAGAACGCGACGAGAUUCUAAGGGAGGUGGUCAACACAAUAAGUACAAAGUCAGAUCCUAACUUGAUCGAAGCGAGUUUAUCAUUCCUUAUCACGAUCGCGAAAUCGAAACGAGUGAGAUCGAAACUAAUCGCAGCGAGAACGAUCGCGAAGAUCGAAGACAUUCUCCUGACGGAGGAGGAGGAGACACCAAACGUCGUCGCGGUGACGGAGAAAUCGCUGAAACUGUUGGAGACUUUGUCGUCCAAGCGAGAAGGUAGAUCGGAGAUUUGCGGAGGGAGAUGCGUGGAGGGAGUUGUGAGGAAGCUGUUGAAAGUCUCGAUGACGGCGACGGAGCACGCCGUUACGAUAUUGUGGUGUCUCUGUUAUGUGUUCAGGGAAGAUAAGAGGGUGGAGGAGACGGUGGAGAGGAGUAACGGCGUUACGAAGCUGUUAGUGGUGAUUCAGAGCAACUGCUCGCCGAUGGUGAGACAAAUGGCUAAAGAUGUGAUUAAGGUUUUGAAGGUUAAACCAUCUGCUAAUUCCGAUUUGGUUGCUUACGAGACCAAGACCACUCAUAUUAUGCCAAUUUGAUUUUUGUACUAUUAUAAUAAAAUAUAUAAAUAUAAAUGUUAUCAACUAUUUUGAAUGUAGAUAAUGUAAAGAGUAUUUGCAUGAUAUAUAGAAGAAAGACUUUCUAAUUAGCUAACCGGUGUAUGUGACUGUUUGGUACUGUUGUUUUUUUUCGUAAUUCCAAUUGUAUCUU
Messenger RNA from Raphanus sativus (radish), 1612 nucleotides. RefSeq names its product U-box domain-containing protein 29. NCBI's taxonomy places the organism in Eukaryota, Viridiplantae, Streptophyta, Magnoliopsida, Brassicales, Brassicaceae. Gene Ontology annotation, biological process: protein ubiquitination. The coding region runs from base 178 to 1440 and encodes 420 amino acids. The record is from RefSeq and is a predicted model, not a curated record. Gene Ontology annotation, molecular function: ubiquitin protein ligase activity. The transcript has a single exon.